AGAGACUGUUGCAUGAUGUCAGCAUGCAGCAGACUGACUGCUCAAGGUAUUGGAGACUGCAGUGUGCCUGUCAUUGGUUGGUGCACACGUCUCCAUAGCUACAGCUGUGUCCAAACAAUCUUCUCUCAAUACAAGCUCCUAUGCCCAGUCGCACAACUCACAGCAAGCUUGAAGACUAACCAGGGUAAAAUGGAUUCUGAGGAAAUCUACAUUGCCGCUCUUAAAGAAAAAGCCUGCGAGCUGGUAGAAACUGCCAUGAGAAAUGCCCAGGAAAGUCUGAGAAGCUUACAAAGAGUGCAAGGAGAGGAAUCAGUGAAUGAGCAGGAGCAUAAAGUGAAAAACAUCCAAUGGCUCUCUUGUGAAGACUUCAAUGUGGAGCUGGGCAAGAAGCAGAUUGAAGAAUAUGUCUUGACAUGGGAAUUCCAUGAGAGCUGGUUGUACUGUACAGAUUUCCUGAGAGAAGAAGACACAGAGUUCAAUAAACUGUUCCAUUAUAGAAUGAGAUGGAGCAUCCCAACCUGUAGGAAACCAAUUCCCAGGGCAACUGCUUGCGUCUACUUCACCAUAAAGAUCUCCAAAAUCAAACCUCCGACUUUACCAGUUGAAGUUUUCUUUGUCUUUGAAUCCAACCGACUUGUUCACAGGCCCGGGGAGACAAGAUUCAGGGAAAAGUGGCUGAAGGACAUCAUUGAAAGCAAGCUGAUAAUGAUGAACAGCAUCACAUUCUAGUCUAUUGCACCCGUCUCAGUAAACACUUCCAUGCCAAAGCGUUCACUUUGUAUAAAACAGAUUUAAGAAAGGUUGGAACCAAAAAGAAUAUGUUAGGGAAUCACAUGGAUUUAAAAGGUUUUAAUGUUUAUUUAGAAUUUGUUGCAACCAAAGAAAGUGAUUUGGAUAACAAUAUUAUAUAAAGGAUUUAAAUAGGACCUUACAGUGUAGGAACAAAUCAUACUGAAAGCUGUCAGAUUUAGGCUAAAGCCACCAAGCGAUUUUGAUCCUGCCACAUAAAGUUACACAAAUAUUUGGGAUUUGUCUCAGAUGUGCUGUUACAUUGAAAUUGUCUAUUUUAUUUCAUAGCCGUUCAAACUAUAAUUUGUUAUGUGCAAAAUCAGUGUUGUGUACGAGGUAAAAUAAUCUUACGAAAGUAGGGUUGUGUUCACAUCAUGAUUUCUGAACACAGUUGGCUGGGAUGUGCUGGAAAAAUACUUGGAACAAAUGAUAAACAUAGGCAUCAUUUUUGGCCUUCUUUCUUUUUUAACCGUAACUCAGCAGUCUGCAUUACCAGUCUCCAAUAAAGUCAGUUGGAGCAAAACGUGGAUAAUGCUCAGUAUACAUCUUAUUUAACAUUGUGGCCAGUGGCUGACAUAUACCACUGUAUGGCUAUACCUCCACGUGUAUGGAAAUAUACUCCCUUCAUAUAUCUGGCAUAUAGCUAAGACGAGGGAUGGACAGACCCUUAGCAGUAAAACUAGUAAUGUAUUAACCAGAAUGUCAUUUUCAAACUCACCAGAAACAGCUAUAAAGGAUUCAUUGCUGUCAUGUAAUUAAAGGGACACUGUCCCAUAAGUAAAUAUUGGGCCUCACCCUUCAUCACUGUCUCUGUGGAGAGGCAUUCUUGUUACCAUAGCAUCCAGCUUUAUAUUUUUCCCUAUACUUUUGUCUCACAUGUAAAUACAAUCUUAUAUUAGUGCAGUGUUAAAGCACUGCAGAUCUUGGGGGGGGGCAAAGGAGGGCAGUAUUGCAAUUCCCCAAGUUCGGAGACUCUAGAUCUAGGGAUAUGUAGUCUCUAUCAGUUGUCUGUUGUGAAUUAGAUAAACCUUGCAUUGUAAUCCAUACAGAGACUCUUGUGUUUUCUGUUAAAAGGUCUUUAGAUGAAAAUCCCAGUCCAUGUGUAGGAGUUAAAGGGGUACUCCGGUGGAAAACAUUUUUUUUAACCCCUUAAGGCCGCCGCCCAUUUGGGCCUUAACCCCUUAAGGACCAGGGGGUUUUCCGUUUUUGCACUUUCGUUUUUUUCCUCCUUACCUUUAAAAAAUCAUAACCCUUUCAAUUUUGCACCUAAAAAUCCAUAUGAUGGCUUAUUUUUGGCGCCACCAAUUCUACUUUGUAAUGACGUCAGUCAUUUUACCCAAAAAUCUACAGCAAAACGGAAAGAAAAAUCAUUGUGAGACAAAAUUGGGGAAAAAAACGCAGUUUUUUAAGUUUUGGGGGCUUCUGUUUCUAGGCAGUACAUUUUUCGGUAAAAAUGACACAUUCUCUUUAUUCUGUAGGUCCACACGAUUAAAAUGAUACCCUACUUAUAUAGGUUUGAUUUUGUCGUACUUCUGAAAAAAAUCAUAACUACAUGCUGGAAAAUGUAUAUGUUUAAAAUUGUCAUCUUCUGACCCCUAUAAUUUUUUUUAUUUUACUGCGUAUGGGUCAGUAUGAGGGCUAAUUUUUUGCGCCGUGAUCUGAAGGUUUUAGCAGUUCCCUUUUUGUAUUGAUCGGAUCACUUUUUAUUCAUUUUUUCAUGAUAUAAAAAGUGACCAAAAAUACACUAUUUUGGACUUUGGAAUUAUUUUGCAUGUAUGCCAUUGACCGUGCGGUUUAAUUAACAAUAUAAUUUCAUACUUCGGACAUUUCCGCAUGCGGCGAUACCACAUGUUUAUUUUCAUUUACAGGGUUUUUUUUAUGGGAAAAGGGGGGUGAUUCAAACUUUUAAUAGGGGAGGGGUUAAAUGAUUUUUAUUCACUUUUUUUUUACUUUUUUUUUGCAGUGUUAUAGCUCCCAUAGGGACCUAUAAGGGUGGUUUCACACCACGUUUUGUACUUACGGUUCCCGUAUACAGCUGGGAGGAGGGGGGGGGGAAGGGGCUUAAUCGCGGUGCCCGCACUCAGCCGUAGGGGAACCGUAUUUAAUGCAUGUCUAUGAGCCGACCGGAGUGAACUGCAGCCUCCGGUCUGAGUGUGGGCGCCGCGAUUAAGCCCCCCGCCACCUCUCAGCCGUAUACGGGAACCGUAAGUACAAAACGUGGUGGGAAAGCACCCUUACACUGCACACACUAAUCUUUUACAUUGAUCACUGGUUUCUCAUAGGAAACCAGUGAUCGAUGAUUCUGCCACUUGACUGCUUAUGCCUGGAUCUCAGGCACUGAGCAGUAAUUCGGCGAUCGGACACCAGGAGGCAAGGUAGGAGACCCUCCUCGUGUCUAACAGCUGUUCGGGAUGCCGUGAUUUCGCCAAACAGCUCCCUGAGCUAACCGGCAUGGUUUCACUUUCACUUUAGACGCAGCGUUCAACUUUGAACGCCGCGUCUAAAGGGUUAAUAGCGUGCGGCACCGCAGUCAAUUAGCCACGGGUCAACGGCCGGGCCCGACCCGCUAUGACGUGGCCCCGCGUUAUAGAAAGGGAAAGGACUCAGGAUGUACCGUUACGUCCUUGGUCCUUAAGGGGUUAAGGACGCAGACAAUUUAAUUUUAACGUUUUCAUUUUUUCCUCCUCGCCUUCAAAAAAUCAUAACUCUUUUAUAUUUUCAUCCACAGACUAGUAUGAGGGCUUGUUUUUGCGUGACCAGUUGUCCGUUGUAAUGCCAUCACUCAUUUUACCAUUAAAUGUAUGGCGCAACCAAAAAAAUACUAUUUGUGUGGUGAAAUUAAAAAGAAAACCGCAAUUUAGUUAAUUUUGGAAUUUUUUUUUUUCACGACGUACAAUUUACGGUAAAAAUUACAUGUGUUCUUUAUUCUUUGGGUCAAUACGAUUAAAAUGAUACCCAUGAUAAUACACUUUUCUAUUACUGUUGCGCUUAAAAAAAAUGCAAACUUUUUAACCAAAUUAGUACGUUUAUAAUCCCCCUAUUUUGAAGACCUACAGCUUUUUCAUUUUUCCAUAUAAGUGGCGGUAUGAGGGCUCAUUUUUUGCGCCAUGAUCUGCACUUUUUAUUUAUACCAUAUUUGCUUAUAUAGAACUUUUAAUCAAUCUUUUAUACAUUUUUUGGGGAAUAAAAUGUUAUAAAAAAGCAUCUAUUUUGGACUUUUUUUUAAUUUUUACGUUCACGCCGUUCACCGUACGGUAUCAUUAACAUUUUAUUUUAAUAGUUCAGAUAUUUACGCACGCAGCGACACCAACUAUGUAUAUACAGUGGUCCCUCAACAUACGAUGGUAAUUCGUUCUAAACGACCCAUCGUUUGUCGAAUCCAUCAUAUGUUGAGGGAUUCGUGCAAUGUAAAAAGUGCAUUUAAUACUCACCUGUCCCCGCCGCUCCGGACCACGUCCUCACCACUCCCGAUGCUGUCCCAGGGGCUCCUGAUGCUGUCCCGCUGCUCCGGCAUCUUCUUCGGGAUCCUCCGGCUUCUUCCGCAUCUUCUGCAGGGUCCGGGCCUCGCUUUCUGGUGACGUUAUUAUGCUGCUGCACUGGCACGGCGUGCGUAGC
This is a messenger RNA of Hyla sarda, 4404 nucleotides long. RefSeq names its product A-kinase anchoring protein 14 (gene AKAP14). NCBI's taxonomy places the organism in Eukaryota, Metazoa, Chordata, Amphibia, Anura, Hylidae. The transcript has 6 exons. Gene Ontology annotation, cellular component: cAMP-dependent protein kinase complex. The record is from RefSeq and is a predicted model, not a curated record. The coding region runs from base 13 to 729 and encodes 238 amino acids. Gene Ontology annotation, molecular function: protein kinase A regulatory subunit binding.